Pseudocercospora fijiensis CIRAD86 is the source of this 2193-nucleotide messenger RNA. RefSeq lists its product as uncharacterized. Bases 1 to 2193 code for a protein of 730 amino acids. NCBI's taxonomy places the organism in Eukaryota, Fungi, Ascomycota, Dothideomycetes, Mycosphaerellales, Mycosphaerellaceae. The record is from RefSeq and is a predicted model, not a curated record. The transcript is spliced from 3 exons.
AUGGCAGACCGAACAACCCACUUCCUGCUCGCUCUGCUGGUCGUUCUGUUUCUGGCAUCCCCAGCAGCGGCAUUUGGUGCUGGCAAUAUUGCUUCCAUCUCCAAGAUUGAAGGACACAAUUGGCGCCAUGGAGACAUUGAGGAUCUCCUCACGACCGUUGCAUUCAUCAAGGGAAAGAAAUGGACAUCUAUGAUGGUUAAGCGGACUUAUUUCGGAAACUGGCUUCGCGACUACAGCCAGGCUGUCGAUGUUGGAACCUUGAAAGGAGUCCCAGCUGACACCAUUCGCGUUCUGGUCUGGAUUCUGGCUUUCAUGAGCUUUGGAUAUGCCACCGAAGAAUUCGAGGUCACUUCAGAAAGACUCGGCGUGUAUCGCCCGGAGGAGCAUAUUGACAAUCCCAAGGAUUACGCCGACAAUCAAGAUGCUAGACAAUUUGAUGCUCGGUUGCGCGGGCCAGUCAGUCCUGUUGAGCUACAGAUUGAUCCGCAUACUGGAAUGAAGAAUUACAUCGCGAACGAGAAUCUUGGCAUCGCAACAUCUCUUGGCUAUGUCAAGUGGUCCUUUGCGCGCAGCAUCCACUUUGGUCGCUUAUACUGUCAUGGCUCACAAAAAGGCCGCGACGAAGAUCUCUGCGAAGCUUUACGUUGUCUCGGCCAAGGUUUGCAUUGCAUGGAAGACUUCGGAGCUCACACGAACUACACCGAGCUCGCUUUGCGCGAAAUUGGCUUUCACAAUGUCUUCCCGCAUGUGGGUGCUCAAGCGCAGAUCAACCUCAACGGCAAGCAAGUCUUCCCCUUGGUGACUGGCACCUUUGGCGGUGUGGACUUCCUGCACAGUGUCCUGGGUGAAGCCACAGAUCACGUAACUCAGACUGAAGUUGACGACGCCGAAGUCGCGCAACUGAACGCUGCACUUUCCCAGGCAGAGGCAAACAAGAACCGCAGCGCUGGUGGAGAUCCGGCUCAGGAGGCAUCAUUCUUCACUGACGCUCUUGCUAAGAUACCUGGUACUGGCGAUCUCGUACGCGAAGCUAUCCAGCUCCAAUCUGCCUCCGAUGCUCAAGCUAGGGAGAACGAACAGAACAGUGGUGGCUAUGCUGGUAGCUCUCGGGGUGUGGACGACUCGUAUGGUGGCUAUGACAACUACGGCGCAGCUCGUGCGGAUCCAGCUCCGGGUCAGCAGCAGCAAGGUGGCGGUCUCAGCUUUCCAGCCCCUCCCAAAGUCGAUGCAGCGGCAGCAAUGGCGAAGAUCUAUCCGAUUCUGGUCUUCCGUGACAAGGUCGUUCGCCAAAUCUCGGCGAUCGUCUCCAAGAUCCCGGGUCUGGAGAAAGCGAUUGAGACCAUUACUGAGAAGGUCACUCUUUUUGUGAUGGGACUGCUCGCCCCCUUCAUCAAGCCCAUCAUUGCUUCGGCUUCGAACGCUCUCAAGCAAGGCUCUGGAACUGUCAUCAGCAGUUCUGCGAACCAACAGUAUCUGGUCUGGACCGAUCCGACCAGCACCGACCCUACUCACUCUAUGCUCAGCAAAGACCAUUUCUCUAAUAUUCUCAAUCAGCCCGCUGGGGAGAUUGCAGGCGAGAUUCUUCAAUACGUCGCUCCAAGAGUCAUCUAUGGUUGGGAGCAUCCCGAGGUGCCGGAGCGAGAAAUCUUAGACGACAUCUCCCGCGUCUUCCACCACCCAGCGGCACGUAAUGAACAAAUUGAGAUCCAACGCAAGAUGUUCGAUGUCGUGCAACGAUGGGUCAACAAGCGCCCGGACCGUGGGCAGGAGUUGAACAACAUCUUGUCUUCGGAGAGUGUCAAAGCUGGCCACAACCACCAAGUCCAGAAUGUGCAGCAGUCAUUCGCAGGCGUGCAGCAGCUCGCCUCCUCACAUGGUCUUAAUGUUCCAGGAAUUGGACCAGGAGCUGGCAGCCACUCUGCGACACGAGGCGGUGUCUUCGACAUGCUUGCCCAGCAACGCUCUCAAAGCAACUUACAAGCCGAUCCUUCGCAGUAUUCCCAUGGCCCACCACCAGCAUCGUACGACCAAAGUAGUGCCUCCUAUCCUACUGCAUAUCAACAAGGCUACGAGCAACCAUGGCAACCGCAACAUCAGCAGCAAGGCUACGAACAAGGUUAUGGCGGAGGCUAUCAACAGCGGGGUGGUGGAUAUCCGCAAGGAGGCUACGGUGGAGGAUAUAACCAGUAUUAG